AAAAAAACCAAAAAACCAAAAAAAAAACCUUUGCGAUGGCAAAAAUUUUGGAGCUAGACCCUCAUGAAAAGCUUUGCCUCCCAAAUACCUACUACUUAAUCACCCUGUUCAAAUUCAACCUUGAAAACAGGUCUUUUCUUCUUCCUAUAUACAUACCUAAGGCUGGAUUGGUACGUGUAGGAUCAUUUCGGCAGGUUUCAACCUAUUCCUUGGGACCUCAUGCUGUAAUAAUUCCUCUCGACGGCGUUCUUUUUUUUUUCCUUUUUAUUAAGAAAAAAAGAAAAAAAAAGGAAAAGAGCCUGUUGGGAAUACGUGAGGUCUAUUUCCCUUAUUCCCUCCUUCGAGAUACCCCCCUAUACCUAUACCUAUAUCUAAAUCCAAACUCGUGUCGCAAUGUUUGUGCGAUCACUUCCAGCUCGUCAGAGCCUUCCACUCCCUAGACUUAAUGCAGUGAGGCGACGACAACUAGUUGCCAGAUCUUCAAUCCUCGAUUCCCUCCAUUCUUUCCGUACAUCAAAUCACAGACUUUUAACCACCCGAGUCGAACAACUACCGAGGAGGAGAAAGAACUCGCAAGAUGUUUGCGGACCAAUCUUCCAGAGAUCUUUGGCAACAGCUAUAGGCGACCCGAUACAGAAGGACGAAAUUUCUUUCGACCAUUAUCAACCGCAUCACCCGCCAGCACCUCGUUUAUACGAACUACGACCCUUUGAUGCUUCUUCACCAUUACUCAUCAAUACCGUAGAGGAUUCUUUCCCACGCACUAGGCUCAGUCAUGGUCUGCCUGGUGGUGUCGACGAGUUGAUCUCAGUCUUUGAUGCUUGCAUACAGGUCGGCAAGCUAGAUAGAGCCGCUCUUGUCAUUACUCGUCUUACUGAUAACAGUCUCUUGGAAGGUUUUGCCUUGACCGCGCUUCAUGCCAAAUACCUUCGCGCGUCUAUUAAAAGAGCCUUUGAACAGUCAGACUCGGCAUGGGCGCAAUCUUUACACCAAUGGUACGAGCUACAAAUGAGAGGCAAAAAUAUCCCCCAGACGCCCGAAAUCGUCGCUUGCAUGUUAAAGAUUUCGCUCUUAUCGACCAAGGGACCACGGCUAGAACGACUUGUGACACGAUACAUGGAAUUGAUGCCUGGGGAUGCUAUUUAUCAUGUUUUGUCCCAAGAGGAUAUUUUAACCCAGCAAGAUAUCGGUAUCAUCGCUAGCAUUUACCAACCCGCCUCCGACCUCUUGGAAGACUGGGAGCCCUCGCUAGAGGACGAAGAAGCCGAGCUGGCAGACACGGAAGUCGACUCAAGUAAACCGGCCGAACCUUCCGAAGCAAAGGAGAAGACAAACGUCAUACCUGAAGUUCUAGCCGUGCCUCAGAAAGGAUUAGGUCUUAAGUCAUUACGCGAGGUCUUGUCUUUCUUUGGCACCAUUGAGGGCCGAGAUCUUUCCAAGCUCUCUUACGCAGAGCGCCGGGAAAUACAGGCUCGGUUAGAACAUGAUUGCGUCGAUUCUGCCUUGAAACGAUGGAGAGAAGAAAACGAGGCUCUCAAGAAACUGGGCUUGAACACAGCAGUAUCUACGAAGAGCUUAAAUGCCCAGCUAUAUGAAUGGCAGAACGCUCUAGAAGCCAGGUUAGAGGAGGAGUUCGCAUUAUUUGAAGUGUCGGAAACCGGCGAAAAAAAGACGGACGAAGAUCAGGAUCGCUGUUUAUACGCCCCAUUUCUAAGACAAUCAACACCAGCAAGGCUAGCGGCAGUCACCAUCAUAAGUGUCUUAAAUGCCAUGUCGUCCGUGGGCAUUGAUGGGGGUAUUCAGUUGUCCAGUUUGCUCAGUCAUGUUGCCAAGAUAGUUGAGGAUGAUAUUAAACACCUCAUACGGGAGCAACGCUUCGAGGAAGCUAAGCGUAAAGCCAAGGCUCACAGACUGAGUUUGAAACUGAAGCGUGAAAUGGACCCAUCAACAGCUGAGACACCAGCCGAGUCAGCCGAGUCACAGGCGCAGCAAUAUGGCGACGCAACAUCUAUGUACGAAGUCAAGUCAUGGCCUACGCUGAUUAGAACCAAGGUCAGUGUUGCUUUGCUAUCUGCUAUGAUAGAUACUGCAAAAGUAAACGUCGUUCGAGAGCAUCCCGAAACCAAGGAUAUUGUCAGUCAAAUACAACCUGCCCUAGCUCAUACCACGAUAUAUAAAAAGGGAAAAAAGAUCGGGAUAGUCAUGCCGAAUAAAUUCCUGGUUGAGAUGAUGAAACGAGAACCUCCUGCGGACUUUCUAGCCAGACACCUACCUAUGCUUGUCGAGCCGGAACCCUGGACGAAAUUUGACAAGGGGGGCUUCGUUGAGUACCCUGCCCAACUUUUGCGAAUCAAGAACGGCGAGAAGGAUCAGAGGGUGUAUGCCGAAGCAGCUGUGCGGAGGGGAGACAUGGAGCAAGUUAGCAAGGGCUUGGAUGUUCUCGGUAGGACAGGAUGGCGAAUCAACAAGCCUGUCUUCGACGUGAUACUUGAAGCAUGGAACAGUGGCGAGGCGAUAGCGAACAUCCCUCCUUUAAACCCCCAACUUACCACACCCCCGGAACCAGAAGCGUCGGAUAAUCCCAUAGUUCGUCGACAGUGGCUGAACGCCGUGAAAGCUGUAGAGAACGAAAAAUCGGGUCUGCACUCGGAACGUUGUUUCAUGAAUUUUCAACUCGAGAUUGCCAGGGCUUUCAAAGACCAGACUUUUUACUUCCCGCACAAUAUGGACUUCCGAGGGCGAGCUUAUCCGAUCCCGACCUACCUCAACCAUAUGGGCGCAGACCACAUGCGAGGAUUGCUUUACUUUGCCAAGGGGAAGGAGCUUGGUGAGAGUGGAUUGCGGUGGCUCAAGAUUCAUCUAGCAAAUGUGUUUGGCUACGACAAGGCAAGCUUGGAGGAACGAGAAUCGUUCGUGACGGAUCACCUUGACGAGAUAUACGAUUCUGCUAACAAUCCUCUAACGGGGAAGCGGUGGUGGCUCAAGGCUGAGGAUGCCUGGCAAUGCCUGGCAACCUGUUUCGAGCUAAAGGCGGCGCUCGAGUCUCCUGAUCCUACCAAAUACGUCUCCCACCUUCCGGUUCACCAAGAUGGUACGUGCAACGGGCUACAGCAUUAUGCGGCUCUGGGAGGUGAUAAGUGGGGUGCUCAACAAGUGAAUCUCGAACCCGGAGACCGCCCCGCAGAUGUGUACUCGGCCGUGGCUGAGCUGGUAAAGGAGGGUAUUGCGAAGGAUAUAGAGGCUACCGGCAAUAUCAUCGCCAAGGCAGUUGACGGCAAGAUAUCGAGGAAAGUGGUGAAGCAAACCGUCAUGACCAACGUGUACGGUGUUACAUUUAUCGGUGCCAAGGCUCAAGUACAGAAACAACUCAAUGCAGCUUAUCCCGACAUUCAAAAAGAGUCAGGCAUCCCGGUAGGCAUAGUCGCUUCUUACGUCGCUACCAAGGUGUUUGGGGCUCUGUCUACUAUGUUUCGCGGAGCCCACGAUAUUCAGUACUGGCUUGGAGAGUGUGCUGGUAGAAUCUGUCGUGCGCUCACCCCAGAGCAGAUGGAUCGAAUUGCCAAUGGAGAAGAUGGGACUAAGUCCAAGAAACAACCAAGGAUGCCAAGUAUAAAGACGACAAAGGCGAAGGCUAAGUCGAAGGCGAAGGCGGCUGAUGAUAUUGUCAAUCAAUUUAGGUCGACGGUUAUCUGGACCACUCCUCUUCGCAUGCCUAUCGUCCAACCAUACCGCAAAGUUGGGACCAGAAAUAUCGCUACGUCGUUGCAGGAUCUCAACCUACAGGUUCCAGACAGUUCUGACCCCGUAAAUCGACGGAAGCAGCUGCAGGCAUUUCCCCCCAACUUCAUCCAUUCCCUAGAUGCUAGUCACAUGUUGUUGUCCGCACUCCAAUGUGACGAGCUUGGCCUCUCGUUUGCGGCCGUGCACGAUUCUUUCUGGACGCAUGCUUCUGACGUUGAUGUUAUGAACACGGUGCUUCGGGAUUGUUUCAUUCGUAUACACAGCGAAGACGUCAUCAGGCGUCUGGCAUCCGAAUUUGAGGCCCGAUACAAAGGGUCACUUUAUUUAGCUAAGGUCGAGAAGGGCAGCCAGGCUGAAAAGGCUAUAACCGCACUUCGCAAGACGAGAAAAAUGGCUCUAAAAGAUGAACUUGUGGAGGAGCGAGAGAGGCUUCGGCUACUGGCGUCAUCGGACCCUGAGGAAGUCAAAAAGGGUCAGGCAAUGAAGACGCCCGGCAGCAUCUUUGCGGAGAUGUCGGUCGCUCAGCCCUUUUCGAGUACGGAAGAAAUGGAGGCAGUAGGGUUAGGCAACAUCCCUGACAAAAUUUCGAUGGACGAUGCAAUGCAUUCAAUCGACGAAAAUGACGAGGACGAUUUGACACCAGCACCAGCUACAGAUUUUGACUCACCUGUAGGCACGGACGUGCCUGAUGAGAUAAAAGAUUUGUUGGACAACUUCAAAGCUGGGAUGGGCGUCAGCCUUUUCGAGUCUGAACUCACGGGGACUACCAAACCAGUCAAAAGGUCCAAAGAAAAAGUUAAAGCCUACAAGGCAGUCAACGUCUGGCUUCCGCUUACCUUUCCUGAGGUUCCCGAAAAGGGUGAUUUCGACGUCGCACGGCUCAGGGAUAGUCAGUACUUUUUCUCGUGAGCUUGGGCGAGCUCGCGAGGGUUGACGGCGUUACGAUCAUAUUUUACCAUUGCUUUUAGGGAGCGAGUGCAUCACGGGGCGUUUGGCGAAGAAAAAGUGUGUUUAAUGGCGCACGACGGAUGAUAGGUACCUAGGAAUAUAAAGGCAUUGCAGUGUACAUACGAGACACUUGUACCAACCUGUAUAGUACGUGGGAGGGGGGUGGUCUAGGUUAGGAGGUAGGUAUUAUCCUAGACCACGGAACGAAUCAGGCGAGGAUGGGAGCCAAAAGAAGAGUUAUCGGCUCCAACGAUGUACAAAUCUAGUAGUAGCCAAUUCGGAGAUUCUUAGAAAUUGUAAAGAUGGAAUUGUCUAAGUACCUAUGUAUGUAAAUAUCAAGGAUACACCUAUAGCACAUACAUAAGGUACCUACCUAAGGUAAAUAGUUACACACACGAAUUGGUAGCCCUUGAAGUCAGCAGUCCUUCCUGCAUCCCCGCUCUCAGCGAAGUGUAGCUACGUAGGUAGGUAGGUAGUAUCCAGGAGGUCUCGAUUCUCUUCGAUGGCCCGGACCAAGAC
Molecule: messenger RNA, 5208 nt
Organism: Daldinia caldariorum
Lineage: Eukaryota; Fungi; Ascomycota; Sordariomycetes; Xylariales; Hypoxylaceae
Product: DNA/RNA polymerase
Exons: 2
Coding region: 394-4650 (1418 amino acids)
Biological process (GO): mitochondrial transcription
Cellular component (GO): mitochondrial DNA-directed RNA polymerase complex
Molecular function (GO): mitochondrial promoter sequence-specific DNA binding; DNA-directed RNA polymerase activity
Source: RefSeq, a predicted model, not a curated record